ACCAUUUCACAAUCUUCCUAUAAAAGGACUCAUACACUACCAUAGGGUUGGAAUAAUAACACAAAGUACAUCUACUGUUAAAUCAUGGAUGUAGAGAAAGUUUUUCACAUGACCGGUGGAGUUGGAGAUACCAGCUAUGCCAGAAAUUCUUCAUUGCAGAAAAAGGGCUCUGAUAUGGUGAAGCACAUAACCAUAGAAACAAUUCAAGAAGUGUACAUGAAUACAACUCCAAAGAGCAUUGGCAUAGCUGACUUGGGGUGCUCCUCAGGACAGAACACAUUCUCAACAAUCAAAACUCUUGUUGAUGCUGUCGGAGAAACAUGUCAAAAGCUCUUGCUGUAUCCACCACCCGAGUUUCGGAUUUACCUUAACGAUCUCCCCACGAAUGAUUUCAAUGCAAUUUUUAAGAGCUUGCCAGAUUUCUACAAAGAAUUGAAAGAACACAGAAAUUACGGAAUUGCUAGUUCAAUUAAUUGUUCACCGGCUAUUUACAUAGCUGGUUAUCCAGGCACAUUUUAUGGUAGACUUUUUCCAGACAAUUGCUUGCAUUUUAUCUAUUCCUCCUACAGCUUGCACUGGCUUUCCAGAGUCCCAGCGGGGAUUUAUGACAAACAAGGUAAAUCUGUAAACAAAGGCAGCAUUUACAUAUCCGAAUCGAGCCCGCCCGAGGUGUCUCAAGCUUACCAUAGACAGUUCCAGGAGGACUUUAAUUUAUUUCUCCGAUCACGAUCGGGGGAGCUUGUUUCUGGAGGAAGUGCUGUGCUUAUUUUGCUAGGUCGAAGUGGUGCAAAUCAUGUCGAUAGAGGAAAUUCGUUUCUGUGGAAAAUACUUUCUAGAUCAUUUAAAAUUUUAAUUUCGAAGGGGCAAAUUGAUGCGAAGAGUCUUGAUGAGUACGAUGUUCAUUUUUACGUGGCUUCAGAAGAUGAGAUACGAGAGGAAGUGAGCAGAGAGGGUUCGUUUGUAGUGGAGCGUUUGGAAAUGUUUGAAAUGGAGAAAAAAGCCGAGGGGGAGAUGAGCUAUGGCACGGCAGUGGCCAUGGCGGUUCGGGCUAUACAGGAGUCGAUGAUCAGCCACCAUUUCGGUGAAGAAAUUCUUGACAGUUUGUUUGACAUAUUUGGGAAACUGGUGGAUGAAGAAUUGGGUGUGGAGGAAAUUAGUCUCGUCUCUUUUGUUCUCGCCCUUAAGAAAUUAUAGAUGUUAGAUGUCAAUUGCUUAAUUUGCUUUCUAUUUUUGUCAUAAGUUUAUUUAUGUAAUAAUAAUUCUGCAGCCUAAUGAAUGUACUUCUAGCAGACACCGUGUAAAAUUAUUAUGUAACUAGGUACAUUCAGGUUUAAAGGAUGUACUCUGUCUUGACUUA
This is a messenger RNA of Daucus carota subsp. sativus, 1357 nucleotides long. RefSeq names its product probable methyltransferase TCM_000336. The coding region runs from base 85 to 1194 and encodes 369 amino acids. Lineage: Eukaryota; Viridiplantae; Streptophyta; Magnoliopsida; Apiales; Apiaceae. The transcript has 4 exons. Gene Ontology annotation, molecular function: S-adenosylmethionine-dependent methyltransferase activity. Gene Ontology annotation, biological process: methylation. The record is from RefSeq and is a predicted model, not a curated record.